Molecule: messenger RNA, 471 nt
Organism: Ostertagia ostertagi
Lineage: Eukaryota; Metazoa; Nematoda; Chromadorea; Rhabditida; Trichostrongylidae
Source: the annotation of a GenBank genome assembly
AUGUGUAAUAAGUUGUUGGAUUCGAUGACUUGCUGUGAACAUCAGGCCGAGUUGUUCUGCAAACAUGUGAACUGUUCAGCGAUGUGUAAUAAGUUGUUGGAUUCGAUGACUUGCUGUGAACAUCAGGCCGAGUUGUUCUGCAAACAGUGCCAUUGUCGACGAUACGGGCCAAAGGGUGUUGGUUUUGGUAUCGGAGCCGGUUCACUUACCAUGGAUACCGGAGAACAGUUUGGAAACACAGAAGUUGACAUGACGUCAGUCAAUACUUGCUGUUUUGCUUAUACAUAUUGCUAUAUGUGCAACAAAUUGCUCGACUCAUGUACGGUGGCUCCACACGAGGCUGAAUUGUAUUGUAAACAGUGCCAUGGACGGAAGUAUGGGCCAAAGGGUGUCGGCUUUGGACUCGGAGCCGGCUGUCUAACCACCGACUCUGGAGAGAAAUUCGGUGGAGUCAGAGAAACGUCAGCAUAA